GCUGCUUUUCACUUCGUCUACAUUCUUUGCCUCAUCACUGCACGGGGACGUUUCUCUUCCUGCCUACGAUAACACGCAACAAGUUCGGUGGAAGGAGAGUUAUUGGAUCUGAAUCCAGCAGCUUGCACUGCAUUCAAGGUGUGAGUGUUGCAGUGAUGGAGUGGCGUCAACAGUCUGCCGUCAGCUGUGAGCUCGCGUUCCAUGAGGCGCAGAGAUGGCUCGAGGAAGUGACCAAAAAUCGUUUUGGAAGCAAAACCUUUCGAGUGGCCUUAGAGGAUGGGAUCCUUCUAUGCGAUCUAAUCAACACACUUAAGCCAGGGAUCAUCAAGCGAGUAAACAGGCUCACCACUCCCAUCGCUGGCUUGGAUAAUGUGAAUGUGUUUCUCAAGGCAUGUGAGAAACUAGGUCUCAACGAAUCUCAGCUCUUCCAUCCUGGAGAUCUGCAGGAUGUGUCCAACCGCGUGACUGUCAGGCGUGAAGAGACCAGCAGGAGACUGAAAAAUGUUUUGAUCACCAUAUACUGGUUGGGGAGGAAGGCCCAGGCUGACCCUUUUUACACUGGACCACAGCUAAACCUGAAAGCCUUUGAAGGUUUGCUGGGCAUAGCAUUAUCCAAGGCUCUAGAGGAGUCUGUGCACUGUAAGUCGAGUGUAAGGGACAGUGGCUACGCAGAGGGCUGGUUCUCUGACAGGGAGGAUCUGUUCAGUCUGAAGCAGCCAGGCUACAGGAGAGAAGACUCCGUUGAGAGCCUGGACUCAGUGGAGUCUCGCACACUCAGUUUGGCAUCAGACAGCACCCUCAGAGCCGGCAGUGAAGGUUGCUUUAGUGACGCAGAAGCAGAACAUUGUUUCAGGAUGGCUGAUGGCAGUAAGGGUGAUUUCCAAAACAGAGAGAGGAUGCACAUUCCGUCUGCUCUGAGAAAGAAGAGGGUGGAGCACCUGGAGGGCAGGGGUUAUACAGGUCCCCUUAUUAGUGAAACUGGGAGGGGCUUAUGCCAUGACAUCCGUCCUGCUUCUGCCUUACUCCAAUGGGCAAGCAGUUACCAGAGUGACAGUGACUCGGACCAUCCUGAACCAGACCUCAAGCUGGACGACCUAGCCAGUCGCAGAUUUCACUCUGUAAACUGCGUAGCACCCAUGAACUUUGCAAUCCCUUUAAAACCCAGACGUCCCAAGGAGACCCCAAUAGGGAUCCCAAGUACUGGGAAGUCAUGGCUCACCUUGUCAGAUGCCUCAAGGCUGGCUGCAAUGCCACCCCAGAGAUCAAACCAGAGAUUGCCCAUAAGAAGAUCCCGUUACAUUGGGAGCAAAUCAAUGGGUGACAUUACACUAGAGCCCAUACCACAGGAAUCUGACAACUGCUCCAACUUAGACCUACUGGGGUCACGGCAUGUUCACCAGAGAUCUGUUGGGGAGCUGACCCUUGAACCCUCAGCCAUGCAGAGGGUUCAACAGGAGCAGUUACAGAGCAUCCAAGUCAGAAUGAGGGAAAGUGAAGCCAAGUGGCACGAUGACCUGAGUAGGUGGAAGAACCGACGACGGAGCACAAACUCUGACCUCCACAGGAAGCAAGAGGAGGUCAGAGUUACCAGCUGGGGAGGGACCAGUGCCGUCAAAACUGCACCGCUGUUUGGAGUGCCAGAGGAGAGUGCACAGGAGACCACUGGCUGCCACAUGCUUGCCACACAGGUGCAGCCUUACACCAGAGCAACAGAUCCCUUCUACACCAAGUGCACCUCCAGAAGAUCCCUGUCCAGUCUGCAGCCUGCAACCCUGGGAGAGAGAACCCACCUGGGCUCUCUCACAUCGGAUCAGGCAUUCAUACCGGUUGCUGGUUCUUCACACUCUUCCAGCUCCAGCAUGCCUGGACCCAUGAGCAAUGCUGGGUACAGAAUGACCAGCACAGGUCAAACAAGGUGGUCCACUACCUCUACUUCACCCCUCACAGACAGCAUGUCCUCUGGUCUGACCAGUGGCACUCAUGUAGAGAUGCCUGACACAGCCCAAAGGAGCACCAGUGAAUUCUUCAUUCCACCAGCAGCUGCUGGGCCAGAGCAAAGUUCACCCACCAGUCUGACCUUCUUGGAUCAAGAGCAGCAGGAUCCAGACUUGAACCGUUGUGCCAACCAGCUGGAAAACUUUUACGCAGGGGGAACACAGAACAGGAUGGCUGCUACUCUUCCUAGAGGUUUCAGAAGGUCAGAAGGUUGUUCACGGCUCUCAACAGGUGUCACACCCAGACCGUUUGGAGCCAAACCUUCCAAAGUGUCCUUAUUACCUAGAGUAUAUGCUAUGGAUGACUCUCAUACAAGUCUGAUGAGUGGGCAGAGAGACCAGUCCCUGAUCCCCUCUUUCCUCAGUGGUCAAGGAAAGCUCACAGCCUCUGCAGACAUGGACCACUCUCAUUUAAGCAAUCAUCCAAUCCAUACUAGGAAAGAGGAGGUUGGGGAAGAAAGAGAUGAAAGGUCAUCAGGACCUCCCAUUCAGUCUUUUGUCUCUAAAGUGACGGUUGCCGCUUCUCUUAAGCAAUCUCCUGUUGCCUCAGAAAGCAAGGACGUUAAGGUGGGUCAAAGUGAAAUAAGAGUCUGCUUGAAUCAGAAGCCCAAUAGUAGGAGAGACUUUGGAUUUCAGGCUCACUGGGACUCAACUGGUGCUCGUGUCAAAUCUGUCCAAGCAGGAAGCCCAGCAGAGCAGUGUGGUCUGCGGAUGGGUGAUGAGAUCGUGGCGCUGGGCAGAUGCAGGGUGGGUGAUAUGAAUUAUGAGCAGUUUAAAGACAGUAUGGACACAGCCCAACAAAAGGGCUCUUUACUGAUGGACAUCCGACGCCACGGCCAGAAUGACUGGGGCAUUGGCCACCCUUCCCUCCCAUACAAGAGCCAUAAGACCAUCAAUUUGACCAGUGACAAUUCAACACUUGUAGGGCGACCAGAGCACUACAUGUCUAUCAGCACAAACUCAAACUCACCAGCGGAGACUGUGGCGAAGACACCGGUCAAUGGACAGCCUGCUAAUGGAGUGCCUUCUAAAAUGGUGAAUAUAAGUUUCCGGGACAAUCCUGUUGCUUUAAGAAACAAAGGAGGCUCGGAGUCUGACAUCUCUGAUCUGCAGGUUCCUUCCAUCAGUGCCUCCUCCUCUGGCUGGUCAUGGGAUCAUGAAGAGGAGAGGAGGCGGCAGGAGAAAUGGCAGAUGGAGCAAGAGCUCCUCCUGCAGGAGAAGUACCGUCGUGAUCAGGAGAAGUUGGAGGAGGAGUGGAGGAGAGCUCAGCAGGAAGUCUAUGAAGAGGAGCUCAGGGGUCCUGAGGAGCAGAAAACCCACAAUGUUAUGUCAAAUGGAAAUGCAGCGCCUUAUAUUCCACCUCCCUUCAACCAAUCCACUGCUUCCAAUUCAGUGGCACCUAGUCAGCAUACAGAGAAGGUGGGGAUAACACAGAACAGACAGACCACUCUGCAAAUAGCAGCAGGACACCAUUCACAGAAGGCAGAAACCGAGUGUGAUUCAACAACAAAGAAUCAGUGGCCAGAGGAGUCCUAUGGGUUUGCCAAGCUUACAGUUUCUGACAGGACAAAGUCAAAGUCAACUCCUACACUUGAAAGCCUUCACAAACAAGAUGCAAAAGGAAGCGGUAAGAAGGGGCAGCUGUCGCAGGCAGAAAACGAACGUCUGCAGAUUCUGGAAGAGAUGAGGAAGAAGACACCGCUCCUCACAGACAGCAGCUGGAUCCGUCAGCGCAGUACCGGCAUCAACAAAGAGCCCAUCACAUUGGGAACACCAAUCAGAAGAUUUGAGUCUAUGGACAACCUUCACUCAAGUAACUCUUGGUCCAGGCAGUCUUACUCUUCAGGUAUCGCAAGCAGACCUCACUCUGCAAGGGGCAGCACUACGAUCACUUACAGAAGUGGACGCAGCAGCCUGGGCCCUGGCUCAGCCAUCUUUUCUACUGGUCUGAAACAGAGCUCCUUUUUUGCCUCCAAUUCUCCCACUCCACCAAUCACAGCUUCUACUGAGCCGUUGGUCCCAGAGUCAUGCCCCAACUCUCAGCAGCGUGGCAGAAGGAUCUCACUCUACCUGAUGUUUAACCCCAGGCUUAUCAGUGGCAGGCGAAUGUGCUCGAGGUGUGAGCAGCCACUGGGGAAGGGAGCUGCCAUGGUCAUCGACUCCCUGGAGCUCUGUUUUCACAUUGGUUGCUUCAAGUGUGUCAGCUGCAGGACUGACCUUGGGAGAGGAGCUGAGUCCGGAGCUCAGGUCAGAGUCCGACACAGACAGCUCCUCUGUAACAACUGCUACUGUAGACUCCGAGUCUGUUCCACCAUCUCCAAAUGACCAAAAUGGAUUGCAUCAAAUUGAAGAGGAGUAUACCACAGAAAGGCCUGCAGGAAUUGCAACUAUUACCACAACCUAACCACCGCAACAUGCCUUAUCCACUGCUUCACUCUCAGCUAGACUUUUCACAAUCAAUAAAUCGAGACUCCUAUAGCUGUAAUUGUUCUAAUACCAUGACUUCUACAUAGUGAAAAGUUAGAACAUGUUAUUUUGGCCACCACAUCAUUGCUGCAACCCCUGAGGUUGUUUCUGUACUGGCUAACACCCAUAUUGAGAUGUAAUGUAGAAGAGUUGUGCAUUCCAUGUGGCAUUAGUGGCAAGUAAUGGCAUGUCUAAUGUGUCUCAAGAUUCCUAAGAUCUGUUUUAUAUGUUCUUUCUUUCUUAAGUGAUUCUAUUCUCAGAAAUCAUUUAAAUUUAGCACAAAUUAUGUUCUCUUAUUUCUAUAAUGCUUUAUAAGCUUUGCGCUCUCAGAUUUAUCAUAUUUAAUAAAUGCCUAGCACACUUUGUUUUUCCUCGAACUCUUAUUGGUGGUGGGGAUGGGAACUACUUUAAAGGUUGAGUCAUUGUUUUUAUGUAGAUUAAGAGGAUUUGUAAGUGCUACCUGCUAUGGUAGUAAUGUGUAUUUGAUUUAAUUGUUGUUCUGUCAUGCUCUUAAGGGUGAUGAAAUGGUCUGUCCAGUAGGUGGUGCUCUGGGUGUAAACUGUGUACAGUUCUGUUUUUCUGUUUUGAAGAUACUGGGCUCUGCCAAUCAGAUGACCUGUACAUGGGUACAGCAUAUCAUCAUAAAACAAAAAUAAGAUCAAAUUGCCUGAAAAGUUACCACCCAAGCCCCUAUGUUAGACAUUUGUGUUUGAAGUUGACAUGGAAUUUAGAUCUGCAGACUGCACUGCAUGUCAUAUUGCAGUAAAACUAAAUCAAAUCAUGUUGCUAUUUUAUUAACCCAGGUUCUCAGUUUAAGCAUAUGUGAGUGAAAUGUCAUAAUUUACUAAUUUCUUUUUUAAUCUGUACAACUUUCUAGUUUGACUUGUACAUCAUGUUCCAAGUCUUCUGUAGGUGUACAAAGCAUUUUGAUUGGAAUCAAUGGGGAAUUUAAAGGAAGAGGAAACUCAAAUAAAAACUAUCUUUAAUAAUUUACUCACAUUUAUGCUGUCUCAAACGCUCUCAUUUUUUAACGUAUUUUGAUCGAGAUGUGAUGUGAAUGUAGUCAUAAAAUGGAAGUCAAUGGGGGCCAACACUUUAAAGCUCCAACAAGGAUAUAAAGGCAGCAUAAAGGUAAUAUAUAUGAUUUAUGUGGUUUAAUCCAUGUCUUCUGAAGUGAUGCAAUCUGUUUUGUGUGAGAACAGACUAAAAAUGUAACUCCUGCUGUCUCCCAGGCAUGAUCAUGAUUUGAAACUGUAUUAUGCUUCCUAGCACUUGACACAUGCCCAGAGCCAGUGCUUAACAUGGGCAAAUGGCAAGAUUCUUUUUAAAAAGGAGUCUUAUUUUGGUCGUAUGGAUUAUCUUUAUGCUGGCUUUUAUAUCCUUUUUGGAGCUUGAAAGUGUUUGACCCCAUUGACUUGCAUCAUAUCUAGAGAUGGGAAUCAUAAGGAAUUUAACUGUUCUGAUUCCUCCUAAUUGAUUCCUGUUCCUUAUGGUUCCAGUAACAAUUCCAGUUAUGUACAUUUGAGGAAGAAUUAUUUGAAAAUGAGAAAUGCAAUUCUCACAGUUCUCAUUUAAUUUUGAGUUGGACAUUCAUAACUUGCACAACAGUGUACUAUACCAGACUAGACUGGAAGGGCCUUAUGUUUCAUGCUGUAGAUUCAAAGGAACCAGCUCAUAGGAGUCAUUCUUUUGGUAGUCGGACUAUACCGAAGCGCUGUAUGUUUCGCGCUUUAGAUUCAACAGAUCGCAUGGAUUGCCUUUGAGUAUUUCGCCUGCGGAAUUUCAGCAUGCAAAGUAUACGUGACCAUGCCUUAAGGGUCAGUAAAUGAGAGAUUAUACAUCUUUUGGGUGAACUAUUCCUUUAGGUAAUUUUUGUAAUUUUUAUUUUAAGUAAAAAUCUUGCUGAAGCGCUAUGAUAAUUAGGUCCAAAGUGGCAACUUGAGUUCUUUUUAGCACAUUUUAGGGUGAGCUGUUCCUUUAAAAAUGUUUUACUGCAGCCUGUUUUUUACCUUUGCAUGUCAUUUUUCUCUUUCUCCUCUGAAAUGGAAACAUUCCCCAGGCCUAAUAGUGGAAAUUUAAGAGUGGCUGAAAGGCAUGACCAGACAUUUCAACUUACUGUCAUGUAUUUGCUUCACCCGUCUGAAGCACUCAUCUCCAUUUCCAUCAUUGUAGCCUCAUUCUGAAUGUCUGUACAUGACAUACUUUUACUCAUACUCGCCGUUUGGUGUCCAUGCUCAUGAGUGUUGGUGUAAUAACGGUUACCUGCAUGCCUUUUUUUCUUCUACUAUACUUUCAUAACCAAAUGACCAAGCAGCUUCCAUUUCCCCAAUUCUA
Molecule: messenger RNA, 6794 nt
Organism: Xyrauchen texanus (razorback sucker)
Lineage: Eukaryota; Metazoa; Chordata; Actinopteri; Cypriniformes; Catostomidae
Product: LIM domain only protein 7-like
Exons: 31
Coding region: 156-4319 (1387 amino acids)
Biological process (GO): regulation of signaling; regulation of cell adhesion
Molecular function (GO): protein binding
Source: RefSeq, a predicted model, not a curated record